AUGGGAGACUGCAAUAUGCUACUAGACAUGGGCUUCGCCCCGGAGCGAGUCGAUUGGGCUCUGUACGCAACCAAGAACGCCGGACUCCAGCCUGCUCUCGACCAUCUCGAAGCCAAUCAGGACAAUCCCGUCCCAACAGACUACAAGACCGCAGGUGCAGCCGGCGGGUCAGGUUCUGCUGGUGCCGGUCACGACUACGACGAGGAAGACGAAGCAGCGCUCGCUGAUUUGGUCGUCAAGAGGGGCCAGCAAGCCGCAGAUGACGCAGUCAACAACGUCGGAGAAGCAAAGUCCAUCAAAUGUACCGGCUGCGGCAAGGUCUUCAAGUCACCCGCCUUUGCCUCGUUCCACGCCGAGAAAUCCGGCCACACCUCGUUCGAAGAGAGCACCGAAGAGAUCAAGCCCCUCACCGAAGAGGAGAAGAAGGCUAAGCUCGAAGAGCUUCGUCAGAAGCUCGCCGCCAAGCGCGCAGCUCAAUCCAAGAUCGACGCUGAAGAAAACAAAGCCAACGAAAAGAUCCGUCGCAAAGCCGGUCAAGACCUCACCGAGGUCAAAGAGGACAUGAAACGCAAGGAGCAGAUCAAAGAGGCAGAGCGCAAACGUAAGGAGAAGGCUGAAGAUGCUGUAUUCAAAGCCAAGAUCAAGGCUCAGAUCGAGGCGGAUAAGCGAGAGCGUGCGGCUAAGGCUGCUGCCGAGAAGGCGGCGAGAGAAGGUGGAGGUGCGGUCGCUGCUACUCCGGCUACGGGACCGAGUGCUGCUGCGUUAGCGGCGAGAGCUGGACCACAGGUAAGUACGAGCUCGGCGAACGAGGCGAGGUUGAGGGUGAGAGCGCCUGGUGGUAUGUGGAUGGGUACCUUGCCCGUAGAUGCCACGUUGGGAGACGUUCAAGAGAAGAUCCGGGCUGAGGGUAAAGAUGGCGGUAGUGCACAGCUCAAGUUCUCAACAACCUUCCCUAGGAAAUUCUUUGAUGCAAGCGACGCAAGCAAGACUCUCCGCGAGCUUGGCCUGGUGCCCAGCGCCGCGCUUGAGGCAUCGGCGCAGUAA
This is a messenger RNA of Ustilago hordei, 1044 nucleotides long. Its product is annotated as related to chicken h-caldesmon, Uso1p and YKL201c. The transcript is spliced from 5 exons. The record is from RefSeq and is a predicted model, not a curated record. Gene Ontology annotation, molecular function: protein binding. The coding region runs from base 1 to 1044 and encodes 347 amino acids. NCBI's taxonomy places the organism in Eukaryota, Fungi, Basidiomycota, Ustilaginomycetes, Ustilaginales, Ustilaginaceae.